Messenger RNA from Helobdella robusta, 1277 nucleotides. RefSeq lists its product as hypothetical. Gene Ontology annotation, cellular component: membrane. The transcript is spliced from 4 exons. Bases 402 to 1034 code for a protein of 210 amino acids. Lineage: Eukaryota; Metazoa; Annelida; Clitellata; Rhynchobdellida; Glossiphoniidae. The record is from RefSeq and is a predicted model, not a curated record.
AUGUAUGAACUACUUGUUUUCUUUCCUUUCGUUCUUCAGAUGAGUUAUUAGAGAAAAAUUCCUAACUACCGAAAUUGCAUGAAAAAAAUUUUUCCACAACAUGAUAACAAAAAUACAGCAGAAUAAUCUGUUGCUGUUGCUAUUGUAAAAAAUUAAAUGUUUCAAUUAUUAUAUAGUAUUGGAUAACAAAAAAGGUCGUAAGUUCUGGAAUCUAGAAUUCUUAAUACCUUGAACGAAAUAUAUACGUGUCCAACUCAUUUUGUUCCUUUCAACACAUUUCAAUUGACGUUUUUCCACCAGAUCAAUUGAAAAAGACAAAAAGUAAUAAAACCAUCUCUAGAGAAACCGCGCCACUACCAACAACAACAACAGCAACAAAAACAACAAUCACAGCAGCAACCAUGGCACAACAGCAUUGCUUGUUUGUUCUUGGGUCCUUAACCUUGACAUUCGCCACAAUUGCCGUCGGUGUGAGCUUCUUCGCUCCAUACUGGCUCUACAACGUGCACCGACCCGCCGAUGGCCACGCGACGAUAGAGCAGAACCUCGACGUCACCCAGUCCUACAUCGUGUAUCCGGGACCGACAAAUUUCAAGUACCGAGGACUUUGGGCCCAAUGCUACGAUACCUGUCAGUGGUUCUGGCAAAACAACUUCAAGUUGGAGCAGGAAAAGUUCAUACCGCUAGGUUGGCACGUUGCAGUUCAAGUCCUCUACUUCCUUGGAGCCUUCCUCGUCUUCUUCUGCGAAAUUAUUUCCCGCCUUCAACUUUGCUGCAGAACUCGUAUGUGCGUCUAUCGUCUGCUUGGGUUCAUACUUCUUUUUUCAUUUGUGGUGCAAGCGGCAGCAGUAGCAGUAUUUGGAGGGUUCGCCAACAAGGACUACGGGGCCUCGCCACUCGAGGCCACGACGACCCACUUGGGGUGGGCUUUCUGGAUGACCCUGGCCGGGGGUGGAUUGACCCUACUUAGCGGCGUCUACUUCCUCUUCUUGGACUGCUGCAACUACAUUGAUGAUGAGGAAUUUCUUAAAUAAAUUCACUGGAUGUUGUCUUAAUAAUGAUAAUAAUUGAGUACUUGUAUUAUUUCAUUAUGUACAAUUAAUGUUAUUAAUUUCAUACGGUUAUAUGAAUUUAUGUUAAAUACAUAAUUUGUGCUAUUAAAUUAUAUUAAAUGUAAAUACUUGCAUUAUUUUAAGAGACAUUUUAUUUAUUUUUUUAAUUUAUUCUACUUUUUAGUGCGUUCUUGAAAGUUAAAAUUUUCUUAAUAUGCAUUAAAA